CAAUCUUCAACCUUGACAGAUGUCAAGGGAAUAUCUUGGGAUGCAAUACAGAUAUUUACCUUCCUUGUUUGAACUCUUAGGAAACCUUUAUUGAACAUUCACAGAACAUUGUGCAGCAGUGCAUCUAUAAUCUAGCAGAGGCUCGUGUGACUGAUCAUUUCUUUUAAAUAUUAAACUGAUUUGAUUUGUGCUUCUCACAGUUUUGCAGAAGAAUUCUGGUCACCAUAUGAAGCUGACAAAUACAAGCUAAAACAUUUUUUGUAUAAAAAGCAACAUUAUGCUUAUAUCAUAAUGUACAGAAUAAAGGAAAUGAAACAAGUAAAAUAAAACAAAUCGAUUUUUAAGAAAAAAUACUAAAAUGUUUUUACUUCCCACAGUCUUGGUGUAAAAUUGCUAGAACAUAAGAUGAGUAACCACAGAAAAAAGUGCUGAUUACGACACCAAGAAAAAGACACAAGCAACCUUCUGAAACAAGACAGAAGGGAGGAACUUCUUCUAAUUGAAAGAUCCCAGAGUGAACGAUUCAUCUGCACAAAAAUAAGGAAGAAUCUUUGUAAAAAUGGCUUACACUACGUCAAUAAUUCCACUGACACAAAAUUAUUCCAAUGCAAGCACGUGUGACUUAUACAGUCAUAGCAACACAGCACGGAUUGCCAUGCCACUGUUUUAUAGCUUUGUUUUGUUGUUUGGACUGUUCGGUAAUCUUUUGGCUUUACUGGUAAUACACCAAAAUAGAAGAAAGUUGAACUCGACCACUCUGUACUCCACAAACCUUGUCAUUUCGGACAUUCUUUUUGCUACUGCUUUACCAACGAGAAUAACCUACUACGCUCUAGGAUUUCACUGGCCUUUUGGGGAGCCACUCUGCAGAAUCACCUCUUUGUUUUUUUAUAUUAAUACCUAUGCAGGAGUAAAUUUCAUGACAUGUUUGAGUGUAGAUCGCUUCUUUGCAGUGGUGCAUCCACAUCGCUACAACAAGAUGAGAAGAGAAAAGUAUGCAAAGCUCAUCUGUGUUUUUGUUUGGGUAAUUGUAUUUUCCCAAACCUUUCCACUUCUUUUACAGACAAUGUCACGAACCGAAUUAAAUGGAAAAGUUUCAUGCAUGGAAUACCCAAAUUUUGAAACUAUACCAAAUCUGCCAUUUAUGCUUCUUGGUGCAUGCUUUAUUGGAUACAUUAUUCCGCUAGGAAUAAUUUUGGUUUGCUAUACCAAAAUAAGCACGAAACUAUGCCAGAUCACAAAGGAAAACCGUUUGUCUGAAAAGUCGGGAACAAACAAGAAAGCUAUCAAUACAAUCAUUUUAAUUAUUGCUGUGUUUUUAAUUUGCUUUACCCCAUAUCAUAUAUCCAUCAUCCAACAUAUGAUCAAGAAACUGACAUACACGCCAACCUGCAGUGAGCAGCAACAUUUUCAGAUCUGCCUUCACAUUACUGUGUGUUUAAUGAAUUUAAACAGUUGUUUGGAUCCAUUUAUUUACUUUUUCGCAUGCAAAGGAUACAACAGAAAAAUCAUGAAAAUAUUGAAACGUCAAGCAAGCAUAUCUUCAUCCAGUGCCACAAGACCAGCUGCUGAGGAAAGCUCGCGUGAUCUGGCUGAAACUCAGUUGAUGGUUCAAACAAACCAUUCCAUUAAACAUAACUAAAUCUAUGAGCAGAUCAGUUUUAAUGGAGAUAGUCUUUGAAUAUAGGAGGACAGGUGAUGUACUAUAAACAAAGGGUUACUGUAUGUUCACUUGGUGCCUGGCCUCCUGCUGUUGUUUUGCUUGGAAAUACAGCUCAUUCACAUUAGAAGUUAUGAAGUUUUGUUAGUGGAAACUAUAGCUAAAGUGUAUGGUUACUCUUCACUUGACAUAUAUUUGUGAUAUUCACAAACUGAACUUUAAAUAUAUAUCUGUAUAUACAUGCUAAACUAAAAGGAACUUAAGAUAUCAGACAGCAGAGAUACCUGCCAAACAAGGGAACAAAGUUGUUGUACUCAGCCCUAAUAUAGUCUAAAGUAAAAGUAUCCAUAGAAUAAACUGUUAGUGCUAUUGGAGGAUAAUAAUUUCUUUUGUCAAAAAGAUGUAAUGAUCACCAAUACUAAAUACCCCAUAAACCAAUACCUGGGUGCAGACACAGAAUUUUGGAGUGAAACUGCAUAUUCCGGCAGUACCAUGGCGUAAUGGCUCCGGGUGCAGGAAUAUCAAGAAGCUUUUAGGAGCGUAGGGCCAGAUUCUGCAUCAAGUUACAACGAUGGAGAAAGGAGCAGUUGGAGUGAGGACUGCAUCAAUGCAGGUCCCCUAUCCAACUAAAAAAAACCUAACCUGCCCAAUCAAUUUUCGAUAGGUAGGGUUGUCAGUGUUCCCCAUACACAGGCAGAUAAGCUGUCGAAUGGGUAUAAAGGAGAAACGGCAGCUUAAAUCGGCUUGUGUAUGGCAACCUUAAAAUCAGCUCUGCUCCUUGCACUGGGAAUGACAGCCUGAAAGCCACCUACUUUUUGCAUAAUGGCCAAUAGACCCCUUGUUAAAAAUAGUUAUAUAUAAUUUACAAUGUAAAAUUUGAAAAUAAGAAAAUUACUGAAUCAAUUAACUUACAAAUGAUAAAAAGUACAGAGAUCAAUAAAACAUAGUUAUGAUAAAAUGAUUCUGUAUGGGCCACCAGGGCACACACUUUCAAGUUGUACAAUACUAUUAGUAAGAUAUAUCUAUGAUGGGUGUACUACUUGGGUAACAUGACAUUAUAUGUAUUAAUGAAAUUCAUCACAAAAAUAUAGACCAGUUGCUGCAAAGAUUUUUACCCACAUAGUAUUUCAGCAUAGGUCAGUUAUAUGCUAUAUGUAGAAGUCUGUUGCAAAAGAGUUUUUUUUUUUGUCUGCAUUAUCUAUUACUCAUCAGGCUAUGUUUUGUGGUGUACCAUUAUUUCCUGUUUUACUCUUUAAGAGAAGCAAAAAGACAUCACACACUUUAACCUAUUUUAAAAUUAUUUAAAAGUUAAACUUGCUUCAAAAUACAAAGAAAGCAAAAAGAUAUAAAUACUUUCACUUAUUUAAUAAACCUCAACCAUUGCAAGCUUCUUUUUUUUUUUUUUUUAAACAGUCAGUUUUCUGUAAAAUGGCAGCGGUAAAAUCAAAUAUUUACAAGCAUAAAAAGGUUAGGAUUACAUUAUUCAGAAUUCAAGGUUUGCAAAAAA
Xenopus tropicalis (tropical clawed frog) is the source of this 3167-nucleotide messenger RNA. It is a transcript of the gene gpr183.2, whose product is annotated as G protein-coupled receptor 183, gene 2. Bases 560 to 1642 code for a protein of 360 amino acids. The record is from RefSeq and is a predicted model, not a curated record. Gene Ontology annotation, biological process: signal transduction; G protein-coupled receptor signaling pathway. Lineage: Eukaryota; Metazoa; Chordata; Amphibia; Anura; Pipidae. Gene Ontology annotation, cellular component: plasma membrane; membrane. The transcript is spliced from 2 exons. Gene Ontology annotation, molecular function: oxysterol binding; G protein-coupled receptor activity.